AUGAGCGAUAAGAACGAGACUUGGGUCCCCAACUAUGAAAACUGCGACGAAGUCUCUACCCGCUGUCCUGUAGAAUACACCAUCUACGGAGACUAUCUCUCAGAGGGAGCUUCGGCCUUCUUCGCGAUUGCAUUCGCACUUCUCUUCAUCGCACAAGUCUUCCAAGGCUUCCGUGCAAGAACAUGGUCAUACAUGCUCUGGUUAGGCAUCGGCACAGCUUUUGAAACCCUAGGGCAUCUCGCUCGCUAUGGCCUGGCAAAAGACCCUUGGGAAGAUAACUACUUUCUUGUUUCAUACCUGACUCUCCUCCUGGCCCCUACGCUUGCCGCCGCUGCUAUCUCGGUCACUUUCAAGCACUUGGUCAUUUGGUACGGGGCAAAGUGGUCGCUUCUCAAGCCGAAGUUGUACCCCCUUGUUUUUGUCGGCACAGAUUUCAUCUCCAUCUUCGUGCAGGUCAUAGGCGGUGGUUUGGUGGCAAUGUUUGCCAUGGGCAACGGCUCCAAGACCACAAAGACGAUAGGAGAGGUUUUGGUGAUUGGAGGUGUUGCCUUCCAGGUCGCCAAUAUGUUAUGCUGUGGUUCUCUUAUGUUGUUUUACGCUCGACGCCGCACGCAGGCGAUGAAGAGUAGCGAUUCCCUAAUCGGAAGUACUCCUCCUCAGUACUCAACCAGUUUGCCAGAUCGUGGCCGAGUCCCUAUCUCUCGCGAAGAGGCUACGCGUCAGGAAGCCAAAAAGACAGGUUAUUUUGUAUACGCUUUGGGCGUUGCAUAUGUUUGCAUUAUAGUCCGCUGUAUCUAUCGUAUCACCGAGACGAUCCCAGAGAUUCAGAAAGACGUGCUCCGUAACGAGCCGCUCUUCCUCGCGAUGGACGCAGCGAUGAUGCUUGUUUCGAUCGCAGCCGUUACUGUUUUGCAUCCCUGUUAUUUCUUCCCUUACUUGGGUCUCAAGAAGAACAAGAAGAACCAGGGAAAGGCUUAUGAACGAUUCCAAAUGGAGAACUCUACUCUGAGUGAACAGCCGCAGCAGCAAGAGCGUGUCUAA
This is a messenger RNA of Fusarium sp. VM40, 1041 nucleotides long. NCBI's taxonomy places the organism in Eukaryota, Fungi, Ascomycota, Sordariomycetes, Hypocreales, Nectriaceae. The record is from the annotation of a GenBank genome assembly.